UAUGGGACUGCCUUAAAAUUUGGAGCUUGAGAAACCAGCUCUUUUACUGUAGCUGUGCUUCAAGAAUCGUUACUGUCUUCAAAACUGAGAAGAUGGAGACACAUUUGAUUUUAGUGGGUCUGCUGUCUAUCUGCAGCCUCUCCUUUGGUCAAGACUGUAGUCAACAGCUUCUGGAGAAUGUGGAUUUCCCAGGAACAGACAUAACAUCUGUCUACUCUCCUGAUGUUGAGCACUGUCAGAUGCUUUGCACUCAGCACGCCUCCUGUCUCUUCUUCACCUUUAUUAGGGCUGACUGGACCAGAGACAACAGGCACUUCUACUGCUACCUCAAGACCACUCCCAGCGGACAGCCCAGUGUUCGGACUCCACUGCUGGGUGUCACCUCAGGAUUUUCUCUCAAAUCCUGCAGCUCAGACUUACAGCCUUGUCUGUCUAAGGUGUACCAGAACAUCGACUUCCCUGGGGAAGACUACCGCACCUUGUUCACAGCAGACUAUGAAGGGUGUCAGAGGGAAUGCACACGGGACCCUGCCUGUCAGUUCUUUACUUAUGCUACUGGGGUUUACACACCAGAGAAGAUCAGGUACAAGUGCUUCCUUAAAUUCAGCUGGGCCGUACCAAGGACUCCUAUUGUAGAAAAAAAGACAGGUGUAAUAUCUGGAUUCUCCCACAAUGUGCAAAUGGCUCAACACUCUGACACAGCAUGUCAGGGCAAGCUUUUCCCAAGCACUGACAUCCCAGGAAGUGACUUCAUGACUCUGCCUGCAGCCUCUCCCGAACACUGUCAGACACUGUGUUCUGCCCAUCCGUCCUGCACCUUCUUCUCUUUUGUCAGUAAUAACUUCAACUGUUACCUGAAAGGCAACAAAAAUGAGAUGGUGACCACAGCUAAAGCAGGAGUCACGUCUGGGCUCCCAGCACACUUCUGUCAGCUGGAUAACAACUGGGUUAAGCUUGCUCACGAGGGAGUGGACUUCCGAGGUUCUGACAUACGCUUUGAGCUGAUGGACAAUGCAGACAUAUGUCAGAGCACCUGUACUGCUGAUCCUAACUGCCAGUUCUACACCUACGUAAAUGAAAGCUUCUCUGACCGCAGUUACUGGCGCCGCUGCUAUGUUAAGCGUGUCAUCACCAUGCCUGCUCCUCCUAAAGUUACCAAACUGGCCAAUGUUGUGUCAGGCUUCCACCAGAGGAACUGUGUGUAGAGUGCUCCACUAUAAUAAAGGAUGGUCAUCAACAGAGGGGGUUUGGUGUUUUUCAAUAAGACCAGAGAUGAACUUCUCAGUAUCUACAAUAUAAUGGUCUAAUCAUUUCUUUAAAUCUGUUUUUUCUGUUAUAUCAAUAACUGAUGCAAGUUACCAUUAAAAAAAUAAAACCUA
Messenger RNA from Epinephelus fuscoguttatus (brown-marbled grouper), 1379 nucleotides. Its product is annotated as coagulation factor XI-like. The record is from RefSeq and is a predicted model, not a curated record. NCBI's taxonomy places the organism in Eukaryota, Metazoa, Chordata, Actinopteri, Perciformes, Serranidae. Gene Ontology annotation, biological process: proteolysis. Gene Ontology annotation, cellular component: extracellular region. The transcript has 9 exons. Gene Ontology annotation, molecular function: protein binding. Bases 93 to 1205 code for a protein of 370 amino acids.